AAAUAGUGCACAGUCAAAUCUUCCUAAACCUCAAUUGCCUUACUUGCAGGUGGUUGACAGAGCAAUAUUAUGAUGCAAUUGUCAAGUUUGGACGAGCCGGUGAUCUCGGGUCCUUUUCACCUCUACGACAGCUCUUUCAUUCUCGAGUUUCUAAGGCCCCAUCCUUCGAGAAAUGCAUCGGUUCUGAUAAGAGCAACAUAUAAGCACGAUCAUCCACUCUGCCAAAGAGGUACUUCUCAUCCUCAGUCACCUCCUCUACACCUCCAUUUCAGCCAGUCCGAAAAUUUCCAGGUUCUCCAGGGAAAAAUUGGUACAAUAGAGACAUAUUCUCUAAUCAAGCAUAUCUCAACUCCAGAGGAUGGUCCACAUGAAAUAGAGCCAUACGUCCCUCACACAUUCUAUCCAGUUGCAGACUCCGACGAAGACUGUGUGAUGCUGAUGUGGGCAAAUCCAGACAAUGUGCAUGAUGUUAUGGAUCGAGUUUUUUUCACAAAUCUCCUACUAUAUAUCAGCGAUGUGCAUGAGAAGAAAGCGACUUUAAAUCCAUUUCAAAUAAUGUUGAUGCAACAUGUAUCAUCUACUGCACUGGUUUGGUUUCCUACUGCAACAUGGUUAGGCCCGCUACGCUGGUGGAUGCCAUGGAAGAUCCAGGCGUUGUUUGCAGCGGUGGGGAGAUUGGGAAGACUAACCCCUGCGAUGGAGAAAUAUACGUCGAAGGAAGACUGGGGGGUAAUUCAACGCACAGAGUGAACGUGACUUGCCAAGCGGAGGAAGUGGGUGCAAUACUGUUCCAAGUCGUACGAGUGGUUUUUGGGGCACUCAGUCGCGACCUCAGUGUAAGAUUCAUAGUAUAGCUUGAUACAGUAAUCGAUACAGCGACUGAAAACUUGCGAG
Pseudogymnoascus verrucosus is the source of this 894-nucleotide messenger RNA. RefSeq lists its product as uncharacterized. The record is from RefSeq and is a predicted model, not a curated record. The coding region runs from base 70 to 750 and encodes 226 amino acids. NCBI's taxonomy places the organism in Eukaryota, Fungi, Ascomycota, Leotiomycetes, Thelebolales, Thelebolaceae. The transcript has 4 exons.